This is a messenger RNA of Nymphalis io (European peacock), 3692 nucleotides long. RefSeq names its product eukaryotic translation initiation factor 5 (gene eIF5). Gene Ontology annotation, biological process: formation of translation preinitiation complex; translational initiation; formation of cytoplasmic translation initiation complex. Gene Ontology annotation, cellular component: cytosol. The transcript is spliced from 11 exons. Bases 729 to 2099 code for a protein of 456 amino acids. The record is from RefSeq and is a predicted model, not a curated record. Gene Ontology annotation, molecular function: eukaryotic initiation factor eIF2 binding; translation initiation factor activity; GDP-dissociation inhibitor activity. NCBI's taxonomy places the organism in Eukaryota, Metazoa, Arthropoda, Insecta, Lepidoptera, Nymphalidae.
AGUUCCAGAAACAUAAGAAAGUGUGCAUUUUCAUUUAUUUUCUGUCUUCGUCAUUUUUAGCCACGGUAUCGUGUAUGAAAUUUGUGAAAUUCAAUUUAUUUAAUGUUUUUUUCCUAUACUUUUGUUGUGGUGUAGACGAGAGUUUUUUCUACUUACGUGUAUUGAGAGUCACCGCGCAUCGUCAUAGGGGGAAGGUAUACAUCAACAUAAUAUCGAAUAUCUUCACUCCAUAUUUACUUAUAUAGAUACAUAGCAAGUGGCUAACAGAUACCACGUUUUCGCCAGCUGGUUGGUGUGCCCGGCAAGUCGUGUGCUUCUUGGUGCAAGCUCCGAGGAAGGAUCAACAAUUCAUCCCAUCUGUGAGCUCUCGUCCAGUGGGGCGCUACCAUUUUAUAUGACUUUAGCAAGAUAUACAGAGACAUCAGUACAGAGCGUGGAGAGUGGUCGGUCUGUCGCGGCGAGGGGUCCCGGCUGCCGGCGAGCGUGCAUGACGCUUCACACACUAAGCAAUACUGCUCGCAGAAGAUCAAAGUUUUGCAGUAACAGACAUCGGAAACUGCUGCCGUUGCGGCAGACGUGACUGGCGCGCUCCGCGGGUGCCCCCGGCCCGCAUGCCGCUCUAGACGCCCAACCGUGCACUCGUCACACCAAGCCCGAUCCAGUGUCAAAAAAAAACCACCCCUGGAAUAAUUAGUUAGGAUUAUAAUUAAGUGAGCACAUAAGCAGCCAUGGGGUCCGUUAACGUAAACCGGAACGUGGCGGACGCGUUCUACCGCUACAAGAUGCCGCGCAUCUGCGCCAAGGUGGAGGGCAAAGGGAACGGCAUCAAGACCGUCAUCGUCAACAUGCCCGAGGUCGCCAAGGCCAUCGGCAGGCCCGCUACCUACCCGACAAAAUACUUCGGGUGCGAGCUGGGUGCUCAGACACAGUUUGACUUCAAGAACGAACGUUUCAUCGUCAACGGCAGCCACGACUCCGCCAAAUUGCAGGACCUGCUGGACGGGUUCAUACGUAAGUUCGUGCUGUGCCCCGAGUGCGACAACCCGGAGACGGAGCUGAUCGUGUCGACGAAGCGGAACACCAUCUCGCAGGGCUGCAAGGCGUGCGGCUACCACGGCCCGCUCGAGUUCAACCACAAGCUCAACACUUUCAUACUCAAGAACCCGCCGGCUGCCGACCCCAGCAUGCAGGGUUCAUCGCUGACAGAAGGCAAUCGUGGCAAACGCUCUAAGCGAAGCGGUCCCGCUGCCAAUGGCAAUCAUGAUGGGGAUAAUCAUGACGCCAAAAAUGAGGGCGAGGUGCCAGUAGCUCCAACAGUUCCAAACCCUAAGAGCAAGAAGAAGAGCAAAGCUGUUGAGGAUGAUGAUGAUGAUUGCAACUGGACGGUUGAUGUGAGCGAGGAGGCUGUAAGGGCUAGGAUGCAAGAUUUGACCGAGGGAGCGAAGAGCAUGACUCUCUCGGAGGACAGCGAGAAGAACGAGAAGCAGCGCAUGGACCUGUUCUACUCGUUCCUCAAACAGCGCUCCGACGCCGGCGAGGUGGAGGGCGCGAAGGCCGUGAGCGACGUCCUGCACGAGGCCGACCGGCUGGAGGUGAAGUCCAAGGCGCUGCUCGUGGCGUUCGAGGUGCUGGUGGGCGCCAACACGCUGGCGGCCGACGUGAAGCGCCACCGCGCGCUGCUGCUGCGCCUGGCGCGCGCCGACCCCCGCGCGCCGCGCGCCGCGCUGCACGCGCUCACGGCGCUCGCCGCCACCUGCGCCGCGCUGCUGCCGCGCGUGCCCGCCGUGCUCAAGCUGCUGUACGACCUGGACAUCGUCGACGAGAAGACCAUCCUCGAGUGGGCGGCCAAGCCCUCGCGCAAGUUCGCGCCCAAGGAGGUGGUGGCCGACGUGCUGAAGCGCGCGCAGCCCUUCAUCGACUGGCUGCAGCAGGCGGACGAGGAGGACUCCAGCGACGACGCCAGCGAGGAGGACAUCGAGAUCGAGUACGACGAUCGUGCCAAGGUGACGCCCAUCAAGGCGGUUACGACCCCCGUCGCCCCGCCCAAGCCGCAGCAAGAGGACGACGGAGACAUCGACGUCGACAUUGACGCCAUAUAGACGCACCACCACCACCUCACCGUCACUGCACCACACCCACCCCGCACCUUACGUGUUUCGUAAUCUUAGUUAUCCAAACGAAUUGCGAAAUAAAUUAUCACAAUGUAUUUGCUUUGCUUUUUGAGACCACUACAACCAUAUAAAAAAUUUGUUACUACAAUAAAACCCCACUCCAGUUAAAUGGUUUUUGCUUUGAAUAUUUGAGGUAUGAAUUUGUAAACAACAGCAAAGUUUUAAAGAAAUGUUAUUGUGCAAUAAAAAAUUCUGUGUAUGGACACUUUGAUAUAUUUAAAGUAUAAAUUUAACCAAAUUUUAAGAUAAGUACUAACUCCCGAUCAUUUGAACUUUUAAUUCGCUUUUCACGUAAUGUUAACUUACUAGCUUUAUCUGUGAAUGUUGUUUAGCGGGCGAUUAGUUAAACAAUUAGUUCGUUAAUCUUCUUCAUUCAAAUGUCAAAUCAUUGAUAAGAUGAAGAGAUUCGUGCGUUCAACUAAACACCCGCUAAACUACGUUUAGUAGCGAGGCCGGUUAAUGUUCGAUUCGAAACACGUAAUUAUAUUUAAGAUAUAUGGACCCCAUGCGCUGAAAAUUUCCUAUCAAUACAAUCAACGUAGUCGCUCUGCCGAUAAGUUUACAAUUUUUAAAACUUUACUCAUAUAAGCGAUAUUGAACGGGCGUGAUUACGGUUUCUAUACCACUAAAGUGAUACAAUAAAAGUAUGUAUCAUGUAAUAACUCGUUCUCAAAAUACGUAUAUUAUUAUGAUCUAUAUCACGAAAUUGAAAAACAAAUUUUAAGAAAUAAUGUCAUUUUCACAAUCUGGUAAGGAAGCCGUUUCCGCCAUUUUUCAAUUCUCUCUCAAUGAAUUUAGUGAAAAAUAAACAUAUUUAGAUCGAUUGACACAAAAUUCAUUCGAAGAUAAUUAUUAAAAUUUCUGUGUAAAUCCGUAAUUAUUAUUAUAGAUAUAAAAAAAAAAACGUAAUCAGUAGUGUCGUAAUCUAAACGCUUUGUAAUUAGAGUGACUAAAAUUACACUAACCUUAUAUAUUCCAAAACUAUUCGUUCCUACGUGUAAGUUUCAUUUUUAUUAUAUAUAGAAUUUGCUGAUCUAAUUAUCUCUAUUUCGAAGUCACAAAUUUGGUGACAAAAUGUAAGUUAAUACACAAAAUAGUUGAUUAUAAUAUAUUGUUUUUUUUUUUUUUUUUUUCUUUUUAUGAAAUGUUUUAAAAGUAAUUAAAUCGUGAACUUUUGCGAUAACGCACGAAAUAGAAACACAAUUUUUGACUCUUUUUUUUGUCCAUUAAGUUAAUUCAUUUUUGAUUCAUUCAUUUAAAUCCAUUCAUUCGCUCCUGUAAUAUUGUUAUAAUUUUAACGCAAUUUAUUUAAUAUAUAUUUCAUUAUCCAAUUUCGUGCGUUUAUUAUAUGUUUUAAGUUAAUUAUCUCAAUGAUGUGGAGACGUUUCUUGUAACAUAGCUAGCAAUCUUCGGUCGCCGUGACUUUUUCCUCCAUUGAAACUAUUAUUAAAUAGAAUAUUUUAAAAUUGCCACCUGACAAUUUUAUUAGAUUUGUUUUGUAUUCAAAUACAUUUGGAUUCU